Messenger RNA from Drosophila takahashii, 1826 nucleotides. NCBI's taxonomy places the organism in Eukaryota, Metazoa, Arthropoda, Insecta, Diptera, Drosophilidae. The record is from RefSeq and is a predicted model, not a curated record.
GUAGGUAAACAACACAGCUAGAGAGCAGUUUUCCAAGUCUUUCCACAAUUUUAGCUAGGAACACACGUUCUGUAGGCCGGUGAACUAUUUAUAUUUUUGAUAACUCUCGAGAUGGAUUCGAAGCGCGCGGCCCUUGAAACCGGCGACGGUCCGGAACCGAAACGCCUCGAUAUCGGGGACUCCGCCGAGGAGCGGGACGAAUCCCGGGAAGCGUCGCCCGGGGACGGGAACCAGGUCAACCUGGCCACUAAGAGAUUAGAGGUCGUGCCCUUCACGGGCAACGGAUGCAGUGCCUCGCUGGAGGCCUACCUGUUCGAGACGACGAUCCCGACGCCCGCCAACAGCACAGCACAGAUGCCGUGGAACGCUGGCCAGGAUGGGCAGACUUCCGAGAACGAUGCGGAGCUGGAGAAGAGCACCAGUGAGAACAAGAAACGUAAGCUGUCAUGCGUCAGGUUGCUAGAUACUAAUCCUCAAUGUUAUCCCCCAGCUGACACCUCGAAGAUGUCGCGCCGGGAGCUGGCCAAGCUGCGCCGCGAGCACACUUUAAAAGCCCUCGCCCUGGAACGCGAGCUGACCAACAAGCCGGGCCAGUCGGCCGCCACUGUGGUGCUGCUCAUCCGCUUUCCCGACCCCGACAUCACUGCCCCCAUGCUCGCAAGCCUGUCCAAGGAGAUCCGGGACGUGGUCCUGCCCUCCAGUGUGGCGCCGCGCUUCUGCCUGGUGCACCUGAGGUCCGGCGCCGAUGUGGAGGCCACCAUACGCGACAUCAACAAGGUGCGCUUCGGCACCGGCUUCCUGCAGGCGGAGGUCAAGCCCUUCUCGGACGAGGAGCAGGCCGAGUUCAUCGACCCCUGCUCGCUGUACGUGAGCAACAUACCCUUCAACAUGACCACCUCGGCCAUCAAGGCCUACUUCGCCCACGCCAUGCGCGUGGACAUCGGGGUGCUGAAGCGCGAGAAGCGCGCUCGCUACGCCUUCGUGCGCUACGCCAGUCCUGACCAGACCAUGGAGGCCUUCAAGGAGCUGGUCGACUCUCCGCUGAACAGCCGCACCCUCACAGUCCGCUACCGUCGCCUGAGGAAGCGCUCCGGCAUGCCCACGGUGCAGUGCACCAGCUCCUUCCAGCCGAUUCCCUCGCCAAGUGGCGCCGGCGGCGGUGGAGGCGACGAAAACGACGACAACGCCGACUGCAAGCUCAUUUCUCCGCCGCCCGUGGAGUCGAUCGUGAUCAGCGACAGCGACCACGGCUCGGACUCCAGUGGCAACGGCAAGAGCGGGAGCGGUAGCAAGCGCAAGACCAAGGCGAACAAGCAGGAGAAGGAGAUUCAGAAGCUCAAGCGUCAGAUGGCCGAGUACGGGGCCAUCAUAAAGAACUUGCAGAUGGGACAGAGCUGCCUAGGAAACUCGUUUAUACCCGAUCUAACCCCUAAGAUAGAGCCGUGCGUGAAUCCAUCAGCUUGCAUACUAGGAUCCAACACGGUCCACCUAAUACGCGACAUCAAACAGGAGUGUGCCUACCUGGGAAUACCCGACAAUGGCCACGCCGACAUCAUCGUACCGGCCAGCCAGCCGAGCCCGCAACCAUCAGAAGAAAGCCGGAAGAAAUCCAAAAGUCCCUUCAGACGACGCAAGAGUGCCAGGCAGACGACCGCUGACAAGUACGAGGCCCUGACGGCCUCGCCGGACAUGGACGACCGACUCGAGCAGCUCUACGCUCAACUGGAGUGCGAUCCUGAUCCCUAAGUUGUCAUGCCAAGUUGCCUACCAAAUUACUCGUCGUAGGCGAACCCUGAGAAUAAUAAUUUAGUUUACUUUUUACUGGA